This is a messenger RNA of Harmonia axyridis, 590 nucleotides long. RefSeq names its product thyrostimulin alpha-2 subunit (gene Gpa2). The coding region runs from base 114 to 482 and encodes 122 amino acids. Gene Ontology annotation, biological process: cell surface receptor signaling pathway. Gene Ontology annotation, molecular function: hormone receptor binding. The transcript has 3 exons. Lineage: Eukaryota; Metazoa; Arthropoda; Insecta; Coleoptera; Coccinellidae. The record is from RefSeq and is a predicted model, not a curated record.
CAGUGUUAGAGCAAGAGAAUAUAACGUAUAUUCUUGGGAAGUCCCCUUUAGAUGACUCCUGAACACCGACACCUCUGAAAAUUCCAACAAGAACAUUCAACACAUAAGACAGAAUGCUUAUCAGCUGGUUUUUGUUGAAUUUGCUGCCACUCCUCAAUGCUUUUCUAAUAAAUACUGCGAUGGAACCUGAUGGUUGGAAAAAGCCUGGAUGUCAUAAAGUAGGUCACACAAGGAAGAUCAGCAUACCAGACUGCGUGGAGUUCAAAAUGACAACCAACGCAUGCAGGGGCUACUGCGAGAGCUGGGCUAUACCCUCUCACCAAAAGAACAACCCGGCGCAACCCAUAACCUCAAUCGGCCAGUGCUGCAACAUUAUGGAAACAGAAAAUGUAGAAGCUCGAGUUCUUUGUGCUGAUGGCAUCCGUACGCUUACCUUCAAAUCUGCCAUUAGCUGCGCCUGUUACCAUUGCAAGAAGGACUAAAGGUUUCCGGAAAAUGUGAAAUAUGCCUAACAUAAUAAGGAUUGUGAUUGUAAUAUGAUAUAUUUAUUGUAAAUAUUAUACUGACUGACUGAAUAGAUUACUUCUUGA